AAGAAGUGUAUGGAGGCUGCGUGCGAUAAGCUGGCUCAAACAGGGGGCAGGUGCUACAAGCAUGGAGGAGGGACGCGAUGCUCUGUUCCAGAGUGUAAUAAGCUCGCGAUAGCAAGACGAUUGUGCACUGGGCAUGGUGGAGGUAGGGUGUGUUCUCAUCCAGAAUGCUCGAAGCGGCCUCUCAAGGGAGGGAAAUGUUUUCAACACGGUGGAGGGAGGAGAUGUUCGCACCCAGGGUGCACCAACCAAGUGGUGACGCAAGACAAGUGUCGGGCUCACACCAUG
Phytophthora sojae is the source of this 285-nucleotide messenger RNA. RefSeq lists its product as hypothetical. The annotation marks the transcript as partial. Lineage: Eukaryota; Oomycota; Peronosporomycetes; Peronosporales; Peronosporaceae. The record is from RefSeq and is a predicted model, not a curated record. The transcript has a single exon.